Molecule: messenger RNA, 2441 nt
Organism: Myripristis murdjan (pinecone soldierfish)
Lineage: Eukaryota; Metazoa; Chordata; Actinopteri; Holocentriformes; Holocentridae
Gene: gxylt2
Product: glucoside xylosyltransferase 2
Exons: 7
Coding region: 142-1488 (448 amino acids)
Biological process (GO): protein O-linked glycosylation via N-acetylgalactosamine
Molecular function (GO): UDP-xylosyltransferase activity
Source: RefSeq, a predicted model, not a curated record
UGCUUUCUGCUCUCUAUCAUCAUCUGCAGAAAAUGCGAGAGAGGAGCGGCAACAAAAUGUCAACUCGGGCUGUUCUUCCCAAGUCGCAGCCAUGAGAGGAGUCCCGUCCGCCUGCUCGGACCAGCUCCAGUCGCUCUCACCAUGCGGAUUCAUUGCAAAGUAGUCGCGAUCGCCGUGUGUUUCGGAGUUUUCCUACUUUUGUACUUUUUGGGGGGCAACGCUGCGGACGAUCCGCUCUUGAAAGAAGUUGGAGGGGAGGAGGAGGAGGAUAAUAAUAACUCUUCCCCGUCGCCCUCGGUGCUGGGACGCGAUGUUGCAUCAAAGUUUGCGCGAAAAUCCCCCGAUCGACUCCGUCUCCGCGCGGAAGAGCCUCUCAGGGGAAGAAAAGAGGGGAGAGCGAUCAACAGAGGGGCCAACGUGAAUGCAAAGAGUAAACAAAGGAGUGAUGUUGGGCGACCUGUGGGUAAGCGCUCCCGCGUGGAGGAGGUCAUGCACCUGGCUGUGGUGGCCUGUGGGAAUCGUCUGGACGAGACCCUCACCAUGCUCAAAUCAGCUCUCCUGUUCAGCAUCAAGAAGAUCAAGUUUCACAUUUUUGCCGAGGACCCUUUGGCUUCUCAGUUUGAAAAGGGGCUGAACGCGUGGCCUCGCGCCACUCGUGCCAAGUUCAAGUACAGCACCUACCCCAUCACCUUCUCUGUGGGAAAUGCUGAGGAGUGGAAGAAGCUCUUCAAGCCCUGUGCCGCCCAGAGACUUUUCCUCCCUGUCAUUCUGAAGGAGGUGGACUCGUUGCUCUACGUGGACACUGAUGUGCUCUUCCUCCGGCCCAUGGAUGACAUCUGGGCCCUCCUGAAGGCCUUCAACAACUCCCAGCUGGCAGCAAUGGCCCCGGAGCAUGAAGUCCCCAAAAUUGGCUGGUACAGCCGCUUUGCACGCCACCCCUUCUACGGGGUCACCGGAGUCAAUUCUGGUGUCAUGCUAAUGAACCUCACGAGGAUCCGCAAGACACUUUUUAAAAACAGUAUGAUCCCCAGCGGGUUGUCAUGGGAAGACCUCCUACAUCCCCUCUACCAGAAAUACAAGAAUCACAUCACCUGGGGUGACCAGGACCUCCUAAACAUUAUUUUCCAUUAUAACCCAGAGUGUCUCUUCACCUUUCCCUGCCAGUGGAACUACAGGCCCGAUCACUGCAUGUAUGGGAGUAAUUGUAAAGGGGCUGAAGAGGAAGGGGUGUCCAUCCUCCAUGGGAACCGUGGGGUGUAUCAUGAUGACAAGCAGCCGGCCUUCAAAGUCGUCUAUGAUGCAAUACAUGAUUUUCCCUUUGAGGACAACCUGUUCCAGUCACUGUUCUACCCCAUCCAGACCAAGUUCCUGGACACAGUCAACACCCUGUGUGGUCGAAUUCCUCAAGUCUUCCUCAAGCAGAUAGAAAAGACCAUGAGGAAUGUAUAUGAACUAAAAGUGGUCCACCACGCCAAACCACACAAAUAGCUGGUGGACCAGCAGAUUACGGAGACGGGAAACUCCCUGUUUUUUCUGACAUCAACGAGGACCAUCUUGCUGUUGAUUAUGCGUCGUACCACCAGCACCAGAUCAAAGGGACGGCUCGGUGUUUGCAGUGUGUUGCACACAUAACACUCCCUGGAAUGGUCUUAUGAACAUUGUGAUUGUCCAGUGAUGGUGUGGCUAAGGGUCCUAUGUGUACAGAUAUGCAUACAGUGCUGGUCAGUGAUGCUGUAGAGUAGGUUUGCCUCAUCGCCGUCUUACGUUGUGCACGACCUGGUUAUGUAUGGUGAUGAAAUUAAUGACAAUGUUGGGAAACAAAACAAAAGCACACUUUCUGAAAAAAAAAGGACUGAAUUCCUAUGUUUUCAAGAAUUUGGAAAGUGUAAGCUCCUCAACUCAAGUGAAGGCUGAAAACAACAUUACAGUUUUAAAGCAUAUUUUUGUCAACACAGUGCUGCAUGAGAGUACAUGCCUCAAAAGGCUUUUUUCCCUUCCCUUUAUUUUUCCCUGUAAACAAGGUUUUAAAUAAUCCUCUUACUUUGCCUGUGGGGAGCUAUAUGUUAGACAAAGUCAAUUUGAGGCUUUGGAAAGCUUUACUACUUGAAGUAGUAGAUAAGUCAGCCACUCCUCUAAAGUUAUGUGAAUGUUUUACCAGCAAAUAACUUGAAAGGAGUGCACGUGUGAAUGAGAGCUUUCGAGAGAUAUUGGUCUGUUCUGCAGUUGCCAAAUGCCACUGACAGUAUUAAAAAAAAAAAAAAAAACAGCAAAACAGAACAAACAUGGAUGUUCAUGUUACAUGCCGAAUGUUAAAAUGCACUUUCAGACAUUAAAAAAAAAAAAAAAAAAAUACAGUUGAGGACAGGAUGAUACGAUUUGUACACAUGUCCAACUUAGAUGCUACACUGAGAAGUGAAUCAAAGCCAAAAGUGCUAGCAUUU